CUCGUAUUACCUACAUCCGGCUUUGUUUGUAAACAAACAAAAUAUGAGAAGGGCAUGUACAAGGAAUUUCAGACGAUGACGCAUAUAAAUAUUAAGUACAAAAGUCAUUGAUGAAAUAGAAAGUGAAAAAGAAAUCUGUAAAGACAGAAACAUGGGUCGCGGUGAGGUCCGCGCCCGGGGGAAACAGGGGCGGAUCGCGGUACCCGCUAUGCCCCGUCCGAUGGCAAUACUGUGUUGUAUUCUGAAUUUUCUCGUCCCAGGUUUGGGAACAAUAAUAGCGGGAUUUACCGUCUGUUGCUGCGCACGCAGCGAGGACAUGACAGGAUGUGAGAAGCUGAGUAGUUUUUGUAUCAGCUUCUGGAUCGGGAUACUUCAAAUUCUCACUCUUCCUGUCCUUCUGCUGGGGUGGAUCUGGAGUUGUAUUUGGGGCGUGUCCUUCAUUGGAAUGUCGAACGAGUACUACACUGAUAAUCCAGUUAUGGACGAAGGUCAUGUGAUUCAAUCGAACCAAUCAAAUGUUGUCAUCACGCCUCCUCGUGCAAAUCCGCAUGGUUAUCCAAGGGCACCAGUAGUAGUAGAGCAACCAGGUUAUCCUCCACAACAGCAAACGCACGGAGGUUAUCAUCCGGGCUACCAACAGCAACAGUAUUACGGGCACGACCAACCACAGCAGUCUUAUGGCGCAACGCCGUCAGCGCCGCCCGCAGAAAGUCAAGAAUACCCACAUCCGGGACCUAGCGGGUAUGGAGGAAAUACACAACCAGGGCCGUACUAUGGGGAGCCCCCACCUCCGUAUUCCGAGUCAGAUGCCCCUCCCCUUAAACCGCCUGUUAAGUCGUGAUGUUUUAUUUCGUUGUUUUCCAAAAUGUUUUGAACAUUAUAAUCUUUUAUUCAUGUUUUUACAACAUUUGUAUUGCAUAAAAAUACAACGUAUAAAGUGUUCUAGAAUCUGUGAUAACUGGCCAUAUAGGGUUAUAUAUACAUUUUAUGUAAUGAAUUAUCCUUGUACAAGCUGUUUUUAUCUAUUCAUUUGAUUAAAUAUGAUUAAAUGUACUUUACAUAUUUACCAUCACAUGGUGCACAUAUACAUGUAAACCAUAGACUAUUAAAACUAUUUCACUUUUUAUUUUAUGUUCUCUUCUCCGAAUAGUUAUUGCCUUAUUUACAUGUAUGUAGGUUCUUAGCUACUGAAAUCUAGAAAAUGUAUGAGAUGUUACGUCAGCACAAGGCGUUUCAGAGAUGUAAUUAUUCCAAAACAUUGCUCUUUUGUUUUAUAAUCUUUUCAUAGGUAUCAACAUUUAUUAAUGUUUUGUUUUAAGUUUAACUUAUUUUAUAUUUUUAAUUUGUGCUACUUUCACACGUUUUGCUUACUUUUUUUGUUAGAUACAUUUCUCUAAGAUCUGAUAAUGUGAUCAAGUUCUAUUUUUUCUUUUCUACUGAUUUUACUAACUUUUUUCAAUUUGGUUUUUCUAUACAUCUGUUAUACUUGCACUAAAAUUUAUACAUUAUUAUUAUGUAUGUUUACAUAAAUGAAGAUACGUGAACAUGUAAUUUAUAGAGAUUUUGGAAUUCAAAGGAAUUGUGAGCAUAUGUAGCAAGACAGAUUGAACGGGG
This is a messenger RNA of Saccostrea cuccullata (small rock oyster), 1614 nucleotides long. Its product is annotated as protein enabled-like. NCBI's taxonomy places the organism in Eukaryota, Metazoa, Mollusca, Bivalvia, Ostreida, Ostreidae. The transcript has 4 exons. The record is from RefSeq and is a predicted model, not a curated record. Bases 152 to 841 code for a protein of 229 amino acids.